AAAUAUUACAACCUAAAUAUUACAAUAUUCAUUCGGAUUGGCUAUAACAAGGCCGACUUGUUACGGAACAAACCGAACACUGAACAUUCAAACAUGUUUAUCAAUAUGGCGUACCGACAUUUGAAUUUAAUCGUUACGUGACGGUAUACUGGAAAAAUUUGUGAAAUAUAUGUGAAAUUUUAUUAUAUUUAAAUUAUAUUAGACAUUAGAAUUUAGAAAAAUAUAUACAGAUUAGAAUUUUAAGCGUUCUUUCAGUAUGGAGAAUUUUGUGAAGAUUGAAAAAAUCGGCGAAGGUACUUAUGGAGUAGUGUACAAGGGAAAGCAUAAAAAGACUGGAGAGAUUGUAGCCAUGAAAAAAAUUCGUUUGGAAAGUGAUGAUGAAGGAAUACCAUCAACAGCAAUUCGUGAAAUUUCUUUACUUAAAGAAUUACCACAUCCCAAUAUUGUUAGACUAAUGGAUGUUUUAAUGGAAGAGACUAGAUUAUAUCUUAUUUUUGAAUAUCUUACUAUGGAUUUAAAAAAAUAUAUGGAUAAUUUAGGUACUGGAAAAUUAAUGGAGCCAAAAAUGGUUAAAUCUUAUUUAUAUCAGAUUACACGUGCUAUUUUAUUCUGCCAUAAACGUAGAAUAUUUCAUCGUGAUCUGAAACCACAAAAUUUAUUGAUUGACAAAUCAGGGUUGAUCAAAGUAGCAGAUUUUGGACUUGGAAGAGCAUUUGGAAUACCAGUUAGAGUAUAUACACAUGAAGUAGUCACUUUAUGGUAUAGAGCUCCAGAAAUUCUUCUUGGUGCCAAUAGAUAUUCAUGUGCCAUUGAUAUCUGGAGCAUAGGUUGUAUAUUUGCUGAAAUGGCAACCAAAAAACCAUUAUUCCAAGGAGAUAGUGAAAUUGAUCAAUUAUUUAGAAUAUUUCGGAUAUUAAGAACUCCUACAGAAGAAAUAUGGCCUGGUGUAACACAGUUAUCAGAUUAUAAGGCCACAUUUCCAAAUUGGAUAACUAAUAACUUAGAAUCACAAGUUAAAACAUUAGAUAAUGAUGGGCUUGAUCUUUUGCAAAUGAUGCUUAUUUAUGAUCCUGUGCAUAGAAUAUCGGCACGAGCUGCUUUAAAACAUCCUUAUUUUAACGAUUUGGAUAUUUCUAAAUUGCCGCCGGAAUAAUGCAGAAAAACAAAACGAAUGGAUAAGUGUAUGGAAUGGAUAAGUGUACACAGAUAUUAUGACUACAUAAAUUAUGUCUCAGGGUAUAUUGAAAUAUUAAAUUAUUCAUACAUACAAAAGCAAACAUUUAAUGUUUUUU
Molecule: messenger RNA, 1292 nt
Organism: Apis mellifera (honey bee)
Lineage: Eukaryota; Metazoa; Arthropoda; Insecta; Hymenoptera; Apidae
Gene: Cdk1
Product: cyclin-dependent kinase 1
Exons: 4
Coding region: 257-1153 (298 amino acids)
Biological process (GO): G2/M transition of mitotic cell cycle; mitotic G2 DNA damage checkpoint signaling; protein phosphorylation
Cellular component (GO): nucleus
Molecular function (GO): cyclin-dependent protein serine/threonine kinase activity; RNA polymerase II CTD heptapeptide repeat kinase activity; ATP binding
Source: RefSeq, a predicted model, not a curated record